AUGUCGACGCUCACCUCACAAUCCUAUUCUCUCCUUACAAUUCCUCAACUCAGUCGACCUUGUGAUGAUCUUGAUGGAGUACGUCCCGUGUUCGAUUCUCAGGCCUGCUAUGUGGGCGGAUUCCAGAAGACGAUUGAGAGGAGAAAGAAAUUUGUGGGAGUGAGAAGAAGGCCUUCUGGAAGAUGGGUUGCUGAGAUCAAAGACACAGGGAAGAAGAUCAGACUGUGGCUCGGCACUUUCAAGACUGCAGAGGAGGCCGCCAUGGCGUAUGAUGAGGCCGCCUGCUUGCUCAGAGGAUUCAAUACCAGAACCAAUUUUGCUGCCAAAGUCCCUGACUGUGAUUCUCCGGUGGCUUCUAGAAUAAGAAGAUUGCUUAGCCUCAAGAAGGAUUCCCCUGCUUCCAAACCCAUCUGUAAAAUUGAAAAGCAGUCGAAAUCGAAUUCAAGAAACUGUUUUUCUGGGUCAAGUGAUGAAGAAAUCCAAGGGCCGGCCGAGGAUUUGAAGCCCGAGUUGAUAUCUGAAUCUUAUUCUGCUUUUAGGACUCCUGUUAAUGAUUUUGACCAGAAUGGUAGUAGUUUUGAUGAGGGGGGAAACGGGUCGACGAGCUUUUUAGGGCCGGCGUUCGAUUUGGGUUCGUGUGAUUUGCAGUUGCCUUCGACCAAUGAGAUUUUCUUGGCCGCUAUGGAUGAGCAUCUUCGAGGUCGAUAUGGAAGUUAUGUCGAUGAAGGGAUGGGAUUUCAUCGAAUGAGUAUUGAGCGAAGAAUUUCUGCGUGUAAUGGCGUUCAGGAUCAAUCUGGAAAUUUUGAUUCAUUCAGUAGUUUGUUGUGUUCUUCUUCUGGAGUACCUUGGACUAAUUAUGGGGCGUGGAAUAUAAAAGAAAGUUUGGCCUCCUCAUACGAUGAGAAUUUGGAUGGUCAAGGGGUAUUUGAAGCGAUUUGGGAUGUUGGUCCUAUUUGCAGAACUUGA
Messenger RNA from Cryptomeria japonica (Japanese cedar), 966 nucleotides. RefSeq names its product ethylene-responsive transcription factor ERN1-like. Gene Ontology annotation, biological process: regulation of DNA-templated transcription. Bases 1 to 966 code for a protein of 321 amino acids. The transcript has a single exon. Gene Ontology annotation, molecular function: DNA binding; DNA-binding transcription factor activity. Lineage: Eukaryota; Viridiplantae; Streptophyta; Pinopsida; Cupressales; Cupressaceae. The record is from RefSeq and is a predicted model, not a curated record.